CUGACAGAUCAACUUCCAGUUCAUUGCGUGCUGCUACGUUUCCCCCCCCUCCCCACAGAGCAGCGUGAAAUUGAUAAAUUGAUUUCGCAAUGGUUAGAGAAACAAAGGAGAUCUCUCGUGUGUAACUAUAGUGAACGGCCUUUGCCGGGUCAAGUGCUCUUAAGGUUUAGUUUAAUUUUUCAGGUGCCUUCCUGACCACAAAGCAUGGACUUAUUGAUAGUGAAGUGAAUUUCAUAAUAACCGCAUGUUUUGUUCUGUGAUGUUUUUUUUCAUAUUGAAUGCCAGUAUUGAAAGAUCAGAUCUUGCUACAUAUGAAAACAGUAAACAUUUCAUACUGAAACAUUCAAAUCUGAAAGAUAAUUGGUUAACACACAUGCUAGCUAGUAGUUGCUCUGGAUUUAUAGCUGCUACAUUAGGAACACCAGCUGAUGUGAUUAAAACUCGGAUAAUGAAUCAACCAACAGAUAAUGGGGUUUAUUUUACAAAUCUUCUAUUGAUUGCCUUUUAAAGACAGUACAUGAAGAAGGAUUUAUGGCUUUAUACAAAGGGUUUGUGCCAAUAUGGACUAGAAUGGUAAGUAUAGCAGUUAAUCAUAAAAUAUUUUUACUAUUUAUUUAUAUUUUACACAAGCAUACAUGAAGACUGUCAUUAAAAAAAUGAACAAUUUUAUUUUCCAUUUCUUUAUGAAAGGACAAGUGCACGCUUCUCAUGCUGUCUCAUAAAAACAUGGAGUUUCCCCUGUUUUUAAAAUACACUUUUAUAUCACUGUGGGCCAUGUCUAGCACUCUGAAAACUCAAGAUAUGUUCCAGUAGACUGCAAUGUUUAGGUCAUAUUUAGAACUAUCGUAAAUUUAUGCUAGGCAAUAAUAAUGUAAAACUUUCGUUAAAUAAUGUAAAACUUUUCGUUUUUAACGUUUCGUUAAUGUAAAACUUUUCGUUUUUAACAACUAAAGGGAUGCUUUUGAAUAGUGAAAAUAAAAGUGUCAGUAUUUUUCUUUGAAAAAUAUAUGCUAAACAAAGACUGCUUAAUAAUAAAAAUAAUUAUUAAAUUAUUAUUUACAGUUUUAAAAUGUACAGUACAUAGUCGUACUUGUUUUUUAAAAUCAUGUUAAUAAUUGAUUACUGCAUAUUCUUUUCCCUGUUUGGGGAUCAUCUUCAGAAGGCCUUUUAUUUGCAUUGCCAGACUCAGCACUAGUCAUCUGUUCAGAACCUUUCUUCAGUAUAGUGCUAUUUGACCUGCAAAUAUCAGAUUUAUAAAAUUUUACUUAUUAGAAAAUAUAAUUCCAGUAAAGAUAACUUUGAAGUUCCACAUGUAGUAAAUGUGAUAUUCAAAAGUACGUUUAUUGUGUAAACUCUAAAAAUAAACUUCACAAAAAUUUGAUUUGUUUGGAAUAUUUAUUGUUGUUUGAGACUUAUCUAUAUAAUUUGUCUGUGGAUGCACAUGGUCUAUAUUUACUAUUUUAUAUUUAUUUAUAUUAGUUGUUACAUUAAUUGCUUUUUGAUUUUAUUCUAUUUUCCUCUAUGUGGCGUUUUCUCAUCUUUGUUAUCUAAGCAUUUUUCAUGCAUCAAUAAUUCAUUCAGAUUUUUUUAAAUGUACUAUGUAAUUUAAAUGUAUUUAUGUAAUUCAUAUGAAUUCUGUAAAAUCAUCAAGUACCUGUACUGUUUCCAAAAAUUAAGGAAAAAUUCACGUAAAUAGCUAUAACUCGUUCAGAAAAAAGCCAAUUUGUAUCAAAUUUUAAAAUGUUGUCAAAUAAGAAUUGCUAAGUAAAGCUGCAGUAUGCAAACUAAUGGCGCUGCAGUUGGAAAUACAGCUGCGAGGAGCAUAAAAUUGCAUGUUUCAGAGCAAGCCUGCAAAUUUCAUUGUGAUGCUUGAGAUAAGAAAUCUGGCGUAGCCAAUUUGGAACGAUGACCUCCACGCAUUAUUUGCUUGAAGAACUGUGAUAGAGUUCUUCAAGCAAAUAAUGUUCUUAUAUCAUUUUCUAAAUUUUCACUGUAUAAGUUUUCUCUUAACAGAUAUUGCAAGCAAAGUAAUUUAAGUAAAAAUAAGUUAAGAAAAAAGGAACUUUUUUGAAAUCAGAAGACGGGAAAUUG
This is a messenger RNA of Stegodyphus dumicola, 2091 nucleotides long. RefSeq names its product Uncoupling protein 4A (gene Ucp4A). Gene Ontology annotation, biological process: transmembrane transport. NCBI's taxonomy places the organism in Eukaryota, Metazoa, Arthropoda, Arachnida, Araneae, Eresidae. The record is from RefSeq and is a predicted model, not a curated record.